Striga asiatica is the source of this 378-nucleotide messenger RNA. The record is from the annotation of a GenBank genome assembly. NCBI's taxonomy places the organism in Eukaryota, Viridiplantae, Streptophyta, Magnoliopsida, Lamiales, Orobanchaceae.
AUGUUGAAAGGGUCAUUUAUAGUUAAAAAUUCAUUGCCGUUUGAAUUUGGAGAAUGGGAGAGUGAUGGGGAAGAUGAACAGAGGAAGAGAGUAUUCAUACUUCGAACUUCGGAAGGAGAAAUACUACAUGGAGGAUGCAAUUUUUUCUCUUGGGUCGACCCUCCUAUCUGUGACCGGUCUAAAAAUAUCAUGCCUAAGUUAUUGAGGAAGAUAAAUGCACUGGAAAGAGCAAAUGAAGACUUCAAAUUUGAGAAUUCCAAAUUGGAGGGGAAGGUUGAAAAAUUGCAGAAAAAUGUUGAAAAUUUUCAAGCAUUGAACAAGAAACUUGUCUCCCUUGAUUUGAUAGAAAGCACAAUUGAUGAUGAACUAAACUAUUAA